AUGGGCAGACUCGGGGAUACCGUCGGAGACUGGGCUAGAUCCCAUAAAACGCUUUGCCUAAUCAUCUCCGCUUGUGUCCUAAUUGUCGGCCUCAUUUUGAUUAUUGCUGGAGCUUUCUUAACGGGCCUCAACGGUGGUGAGUGGAGCGCUAAGAAUGAAACUUUUAAUGAGUUUAACGAACGCCAAAGGUGGAAUUUGCUGAACUCCACUAAAAUUAAAUCUCGAUUGGUGGCUAGAGCGUAA
Molecule: messenger RNA, 243 nt
Organism: Rodentolepis nana
Lineage: Eukaryota; Metazoa; Platyhelminthes; Cestoda; Cyclophyllidea; Hymenolepididae
Source: the annotation of a GenBank genome assembly